AUGCACCAGCCUUCGGGGCAAGGAAGUCAAAUUGGAGCAGGGUAUCAAAGAGGAGCUACUCCUUGGCCACCCUUGGGAACCAUUAAUGAGAUCUUUGCCACCCUAAGGCAAAAUGCAAGCUCUCUAUCAGGUGUCAUAUUUGUGGCCUUGAAGCCAGAGCUUGAGGAGUGGAUCCAAGAAUCCAAAAGGGUUAAGUUUGAGACACUGUUGACCUUAGGCUUCUCGGAAGAAGAUAAAAUUGGAACUUUGCAACCUCAUGACGAUGCCCUGGUGGUGACCCUUCGUAUUGGAGGGUAUGAUGUAAAGAGGGUACUAGUAGACCAGGGAAGUGAGGCGGAAAUUAUGUACUCGGACUUAUAUAAGGGAUUGAAUCUCAAGCCUGAUGAUUUGAGCAAAUAUGAUUCCCCUCCGUUGGGGUUUGACGGGAGAAUGGUAAUCCCUCAUGGGAUGAUCAAACUACCCGUGCAAGCAGGGAAUGAAGUGGUGGAAGUGAACUUUAUAGUAGUUGAAGCCUAUUCUCCUUAUGCGGCCAUUUUAGCAAGGCCUUGGCUCCACGCCAUGGGAGUAGUGUCAUCAACCUUGCAUAUGAAGGUUAAGUUUCCUAUCGAAGGGCGAAUUUGCGAACUUGUGGGAAGCCAAACAAUGGCUAGGCAAUGCUUGGUGGCUGCUAUCAGGAACCAAUCAAUAAAAAGGGUUACUUCGGCUCCAGAGGAGACUUCGUAG
Quercus robur (English oak) is the source of this 723-nucleotide messenger RNA. RefSeq lists its product as uncharacterized. The record is from RefSeq and is a predicted model, not a curated record. Lineage: Eukaryota; Viridiplantae; Streptophyta; Magnoliopsida; Fagales; Fagaceae. The transcript has a single exon. Bases 1 to 723 code for a protein of 240 amino acids.